This is a messenger RNA of Symbiodinium necroappetens, 2880 nucleotides long. The record is from the annotation of a GenBank genome assembly. NCBI's taxonomy places the organism in Eukaryota, Dinophyceae, Suessiales, Symbiodiniaceae.
AUGGGUGUGGCAUGGGCAUGGGCUGUAGCAGCUAUCAUAGUGUUCAGACCUGUGGCUCGCCGUUUCUGCUUUGUCGGAAUUGGUACGCCUGGUUCGUCAGACAGCAGGUUCCAGCUGCAGCCAAAGGUCAGCAUGCGAGUUUCAUCGCCUGAGUCUUUGCAGCUUCCACGUCAUCCCGAGAACGAGAAGGCCAACAAAGUUUUGGCCAAAGCAGAGGGUCUAGCAAAUGAGAUAUUGUCACGUUCUUCAUCUUUGCACCGAUCUAGGGAUCGGGACGUGGCAGAGAGAGUUGAUGCCCAAGACCGAGUGUAUGCUAACACCUUCGUGGAUCUCGGUUCUGCAAAAGUUAUCGGGUUCGAUUAUGAUUAUACUCUUGUGAGUUACAAACCGGCUGUGCUGCACCUUAUUUACCGCCUAGCCACUGAGCAGCUCGUCAGUCGGCUUGGAUACCCGAGGGACAUGUUGCAUGAUCUCCCUGGAUACGAUGCACAGUUUGCGAUUCGGGGCUUGGCCGUAGAUCUGAAGACUGCAUGGAUUUGCAUGCUGACGUUAAGAUAUCGGGUGUCGAUUGCUUUCUUCGGACGCGAACAAGUGGAUCCACGCACUGUCCGACGGACGUAUCGAAGUGAAACCGGCUCCGGCAUUCUUCCGCCCGAGGAACGGAAGAAACGCUUUAAGCCUUUGAACGACAUGUUCAGCACGGCUGAGGCAUGCCUGCUCGCUGACGUGGUUCAGUGGUUUCGUCGUCGAAAGAUUCCUUUUGACCCGAGGAGUGUCGUCACGGAUGUAUUGAGUGCUGUAGCAGGUGCUCACAUUUCUGAAGAGGUCCACCGUUCAAUCUGUGAUGACUUGGAAAAGUUCGUGGAGCCAGAUGGCAAGCAACACCUGCGGCAGCUCUUGGACAGACUACACAGCUCGGGUAAGAAGUUGAUGUUGGUGUCGAACUCUCCUUUCUGGUUCGUGAACAAGGGUAUGGUAUAUGUGUGUGGGGAAGACUGGAGAAAACUGUUUGAUGUUCUGGUCGUAUCUGCCGGCAAGCCAGCCUUCUAUACGCAAAACCGUCCUUUCAGAGAGGUUUCAACGAAUACCGGAAGGAUCAAGUUCAAGCCUGUUGAGUCACUGAGCGCAGCGGAAGUUUAUUGCCAAGGAUCGAUCGGGGAAUUGGUCCGGUUGAUGGGCUGGGACCACUCAGAUUCAACUGCCUCCGAGUCUGAGGUGGACGGCUCCAGCAUCAUUUACAUGGGUGAUUCCUUAUUUGCUGACUUGGUUGAUGCACGCCGAUUGUAUGGUUGGACAACAGGUGCGAUUAUUCGCGAAGUCGGAAACGAAACACAAAUUCAGUCGAGUGCCGACUGGCAGCAAGCAUGGAGAGUCUUGCAGGUGCUGACCCUGUGCACAAGGCAGUGUCAAGAUUCUUACAUUGGCUGGAACGACGCCUGCCAGGCAUACUCCGAAGAUGACAGGCGUGUUCUGGAUGAGCUGGAAGCUCUAUCUGCAGAUUUCCGGGGCCGUCUAGACAUGCUCAUGAACCCGAACUUCGGUUCGAUCUUUCGCACCUCGAGGGACAACGGGCAGACAGCACAGCCAUCCUUGUUUGCCCGCUGCUUGCAAAGACACGUGGAUUUUUACACGUCGAAAGUGGAAAACUUGAGGUUCUAUUCCACAGAUCAUCGCUUCUAUCCUGCGGACUAUUCGAUAGGUGUUUUGCACGAAGUCCUGCACUUGACGGACCCAAUCUCAGAUGCACUGCAAUCUGUCCAUCCCUGGGGUCUAAGUACUUCCGCAACAUUUCAAUUUGGCCAUGUACUCACCAUGGCCAUCGACAUCAUGGCGGAGGUACCCAGCAUCUCUGGAGCACCAUCAGCCCUACAGCCCGGAAAGGUCGACGAUGCUGCGAUCUUGAGGUGCAUAGACAAGCUCCAGACUUGGGAUGCAUCAAGAUUCGAGGUCCUUGCAACGCUGCAGAGUUGCCCGCGAAAUGCUGGGCAAGUUCGUUUGGUACAGGAUCGGUCAACAGGGCGACGGCUGGCAGUGAAACGAAUGCCACUGUCCUGGACCUGCGAGGAUGCAGAGUCUUUUUCCACUGCGCACCCAACCGAGACGGAGGUGCCGUGGAUGGACAUGGCUGCCACAAGGUGGCUGAAUAUCGUUGGCUUUCAGCAUUGCGUCGAAUAUUGCGGAGUGUUUCUGGACGAUGACUACGUGGCUUUUGUCAUGGGUUUGGCAGAGGGAGGCGAUCUCUUCACUUUCGUGGAUGCAAUGGGCUUGCCAGAACCUGGCCCUAUCCUUGAAGAAGCGCUGCGGCCUCUAGCUGUAGAGUUCCUCAGCGCGGUGUCUCGACUCCACCAGCUCGGAUUGGCUCAUCGAGACCUCUCACUUGAGAACGUGCUGCUGGCCAACGCGAAGGGUGGGCCCAUAUAUUUGAUCGACUACAGCAUGGCAACUACAGGGAGAUUCCAAACAGGACCAGCCUGUGGCAAAGCGUCAUACAUUGCUCCAGAGAUGCAUCUGGGCAGCGGCUAUGACGCUUUUCAGGCUGACGCGUUCUCCUGUGGGGUCAUCUUGUAUGCCUUGUUUGCCAAGGACUACCCUUGGAUAUCAACCAGGGCCGGAGCAUGCAAGUGCUUCGAGUACGUGCGCAAGCAUGGUUUUUUAAAAUUUAUGGCGAAGCGGCGCAUCAUCGUGGGUGACGAGAAAAAGCCUGUCGACAAGGUGAUGUCCAAGCCCUUUGCACAGCUGCUCGACGGCCUGCUCCGAUUUUCACCCGAGGAGCGUUUAGCAAUCGUUGACGAAGAUCGUCCAGGCAGCUCGGCAGGCAGCAUUUGGGCUCAAGCUUGGUUGAAGAAGGCAACCGAAGCACCGCCCGAAUCCCCUGAAUGA